This is a messenger RNA of Exophiala aquamarina CBS 119918, 720 nucleotides long. RefSeq lists its product as uncharacterized. Gene Ontology annotation, molecular function: transmembrane transporter activity. Lineage: Eukaryota; Fungi; Ascomycota; Eurotiomycetes; Chaetothyriales; Herpotrichiellaceae. Gene Ontology annotation, biological process: transmembrane transport. The transcript is spliced from 3 exons. The record is from RefSeq and is a predicted model, not a curated record. Bases 1 to 720 code for a protein of 239 amino acids.
AUGUUCGCCCCUGGCGCAAACCAAUUGGCUGCAGAGUUUGGCAUCACCAAUUCAACAAUUGCUGCCAUGACAGUCAGCAUCUAUAUCUUGGGAUUUGCAGUUGGACCUCUGUUCAUUGCACCAUUUUCAGAAUUAUACGGACGACUUAUCAUCUACCACCUCUGCACUGUUUUCUACUUCGCAUUUACUCUGGGUUGCGCUUUCAGUACUAAUACGGCCAUGUUCCUUGUCUUCCGCUUCAUUUGUGGCUGUGCGGCUUCUGGACCGAUGACUGUUGGUGGGGGUACGGUAGCCGACACAACUUCAGAGGAGAAGCGAGGAGCCGCCAUGGCUCUUUUCUCCGUUGGGCCACUUCUAGGACCGACGAUAGGGCCUGUUAUCGGAGGCUUUGUCACCGAGAACACUGGAUGGCGCUGGACUUUUCGCAUUAUCAUGAUCAUGUCCGGUACACUCGCCAUCCCUUCUUUCUAUUUCCUUCGCGAGACCAAUGGUGCAAUUAUAUUGGAGCGGAAAGCCCAGCGUCUGCGCAAGGAGACGGGAAAUCCACAUCUGGUCUCCAAGCAAGGCUCAACUCCGAGGUCUCGCCAGACGUUCAGUCACUCGAUAGUGCGUCCAACCAAGAUGCUGAUUUUCUCACCCAUCGUGCUUCUCCUCUCGCUAUACGCAGGCUUGAUCUUCGGCCUGAUCUUCCUCCUCUUCACUACUUUUCCAAACGUUUGA